AGCUUGCUAGCUAGGCAGACAAGCUCGACCAUUCAAUGGCGCAGAUAACAACCAUCUUAGGGGUGGUGAUGGCGGCCACAGCGGUGGUGAUGCUGACGCCGCCGCUCCUUGCUGGAGCAGAAGUUUCUCCGGUGGAGGCGCAAGGGAUGCCCAAUUGCGACAUCGCCUGCGGCAACAUGAGUGUGCCGUACCCGUUUGGCAUGGGCCCGGCCAGGUGCUACUGGCCGGGGUUCCAGCUCACCUGCAACCGCACAAGCGACCCGCCGCGGUUGCUGCUCGGCGACGGCACCCUCCAAGUCCAAGAGCUCUCCCUCGUGCCGACAUUUGUGGCCGUCAUACGUACCGGUGACAUAAAAGUCGACGGCAAUGGUGAAGGAACGCUGGGCGGUGGCCUUACAGCCGACGGGCCCUACACGAUUUCAUCCAACCAGCUCAUCGUGACGGGCUGCAAUGUUCAAGCGACGCUCAAGAAUGGUGAUGUGACUGUGAGCAGCUGUUCUUCUAUCUGCAUAAACAGUGAUGGACUCUCCGAGGCGCUAUCCACACUCGAAGAAGGCAGGCAAUGCACCGGCAAUGGCUGCUGCCAGUCGGACACUGUCUUCGACCCUGCGGAUGUAGCAGGAAGGCUUGUCCACAACACGUCCUAUGACGUGCAGUUCAAAUGGUUUGGCUGGAACCGCAGCAGGGACCAGCAGUGUCCUGCGCACGUCUUUGUGGCGAGGCCCAGCUGGUUCAGUCGUGAAGCGGUUUUCAGUGAGCUGUUACGAACAGAAGCGGCUGCGUCAGCAGAUGCAAUGGAAGUUCCCUUUUGGCUGGACUUGGAGGUCGUUGCCUCGUUGGCCAUGGCGCACAAUGCUCAAACGUCUGCAAGAGCAAGCACAGCGACUGCGGAAAGGGUAACAGAGGCUACACAUGCUUCUGCAAAGAUGGCUACCAAGGGAAUCCCUACAUCACUGACGGAUGCAAAGAUAUCGACGAGUGCAACGAUGAACGCUACCCUAAGUGCUAUGGUGAUUGUACCAAUUUGGAUGGAUCAUAUCAUUGCCGGUGCCCGCCAGGAAGCCAUGGCGACCCCGUGCAUGGUGGCUGCAUCAGUUCAGUCUCAGGUAACUGCAGAAGAUCCUGCGGUGAUGUAGACGUGCCAUAUCCCUUCGGCAUUGGCUCUGUCGAUUGCUACUGGCCAGGAUUGGAGCUCACCUGUGAUACAAGACAACAACCAGCAAAGCUAGUCCUCGCCCUUGGGAUGGCCGGCACCUUCGACGUCAAGGAGAUCUCCCUCCAGAACAACACGAAUGCAUGCCCUCCUCACCAACGCCAUCGUAUCUAUCGACCCUCGUAGCUCGGCCGGUGUUUUUAUAUUUGAUAACCACUCGGAGGCGCC
Molecule: messenger RNA, 1381 nt
Organism: Triticum aestivum (bread wheat)
Lineage: Eukaryota; Viridiplantae; Streptophyta; Magnoliopsida; Poales; Poaceae
Product: wall-associated receptor kinase-like 6
Exons: 3
Coding region: 36-1136 (366 amino acids)
Molecular function (GO): polysaccharide binding
Source: RefSeq, a predicted model, not a curated record